Messenger RNA from Rana temporaria (common frog), 954 nucleotides. Its product is annotated as olfactory receptor 1019-like. Lineage: Eukaryota; Metazoa; Chordata; Amphibia; Anura; Ranidae. Gene Ontology annotation, molecular function: G protein-coupled receptor activity; olfactory receptor activity. Gene Ontology annotation, biological process: G protein-coupled receptor signaling pathway. The transcript has a single exon. The record is from RefSeq and is a predicted model, not a curated record. Bases 22 to 954 code for a protein of 310 amino acids. Gene Ontology annotation, cellular component: membrane.
UACACAUAGUGUUAUAUUACAAUGAGAAAUCAGUCAAUACUAAAUGAAUUAUUUCUCUACGGAUUAUCUGACCUUCCGGCUCUUCAGCUCCCUCUAUUUCUCUUCUUCCUUCUCAUCUACCUUCUGACAUUCAUUUGGAAUUUUCUGACCAUCGUCCUCAUCGUCACUGACUCUCGCCUCCAUGUUCCUAUGUAUUUCUUCCUUGGGAAUCUGGCUGGUUUGGACCUCUGUUAUUCCUCAUUAACUGUCCCACGAAUAUUAUUUGACCUUCACACCAAGACAAGAACAAUUUCCAUAAAGGCUUGUAUAACCCAACUAUUCUUCUUUCUAUUCUUUGCCGGUUUUGAGGCCUUUCUGUUGGCUGUUAUGUCCUAUGAUCGAUAUAUCGCUAUUUGUAAGCCAUUACAUUACCCACAGAUCAUGAAUUGGAAAGUGUGUGUACAGUUGAUGUCCAUUGUGUGGUGUCUCAGCUUUACUCAGUCUUUGGUUCAUACACUUAAUGCCUUCAAAUUAAUAUUUUGUGGAUCGGAUAUAAUAGAAAGCUUCUUCUGCGACCUUCCACAAUUGUUUCAGAUUUCCUGCAGUGACAUCUCCAUCAACAAUCUGCUUGUCUUCAUCUUGGGUAGCUUCUUUGGAGGUGGAUCUCUAAUAUUGACCCUCCUGUCCUAUGUCUAUAUAUUCAAAGCUGUUCUUAAAAUUCAAGCUAAGGGCAAUAGAAGUAAAGUUUUCUCUACUUGUAAUUCUCACCUGUCAUUGUUGUUUAUGUAUUAUGGCUCUGCAAUGUUCAAUUAUUUUUGGCAAAGUGCCGGUCGUCAUUUUUUUGGUGACAAAGUGCUGUCCAUCCUUUACGCAGUGUUUCUUCCUCUCCUCAAUCCUCUCAUUUACAGUCUGAGGAACAAGGAUUUUAGAACAGCCUUUCAAAGUGUUUUUGGGAAGAUCUUUCCACAAGAAUAG